This is a messenger RNA of Echinops telfairi (small Madagascar hedgehog), 1289 nucleotides long. RefSeq names its product late endosomal/lysosomal adaptor, MAPK and MTOR activator 3 (gene LAMTOR3). NCBI's taxonomy places the organism in Eukaryota, Metazoa, Chordata, Mammalia, Afrosoricida, Tenrecidae. The transcript is spliced from 7 exons. Bases 146 to 520 code for a protein of 124 amino acids. The record is from RefSeq and is a predicted model, not a curated record. Gene Ontology annotation, cellular component: Ragulator complex. Gene Ontology annotation, biological process: cellular response to amino acid stimulus; positive regulation of TOR signaling.
GAGGUUACGAGUCACGUGAUGACGGUUUGCAGCGGCGUCUGUGUCUGAGGCUGCCCCUGAAGUGACAGACAGCCGAGUGGACCGCGUCUCCCCGGGAGUGAAAACCCAGGAGUGGAGCUUGAUCUGCGUGAGAAAGGGGUUCAUCAUGGCGGAUGACCUAAAGAGAUUCCUGUAUAAAAAAUUACCAAGUGUUGAAGGACUCCAUGCUAUUGUUGUAUCCGAUAGAGAUGGGGUACCUGUUAUUAAAGUGGCCAAUGACAAUGCUCCAGAGCACGCUUUGAGACCCGGCUUCUUGUCUACGUUUGCUCUCGCAACUGACCAAGGCAGCAAACUUGGUCUCUCAAAAAACAAAAGUAUCAUCUGUUACUAUAACACCUACCAGGUGGUUCAGUUUAAUCGUUUGCCUUUGGUGGUGAGUUUCAUAGCCAGCAGCAAUGCCAAUACAGGACUAAUUGUCAGCCUAGAAAAAGAACUUGCCCCAUUAUUUGAAGAAUUGAGACAAGUUGUGGAAGUGUCUUAAGCGGGCAGCGGUCUGGACGUCUGCCUUGUUAUCAUUGUACAGACACAGUACCAACUCAGCAGUCUCUAGACCACACAAAUACUUGUAUCUGUUUACCUAAGGGCCCUCUUUCCUACCUUUGACUAAAAGAAAGAGCCUAUAGAUAUAAUUUCUGGACAGAUUGUUAUAUUUUCUUGUUUGGGGUGUUUUCUUAUUUUUGUGUGAUCUGGGAAUACCACAGAAAUGGUUCAGUCUGCCGUGGCUCCCAUGGAGUUAAGUUCUGUCAUCAAAUGUAGAUGAGAUUCUCUUCAGUGGAUCAGCAUCAAAAUGAUAGUGACCCACGUGAACCAAGUGCUUCCUUUUGAAAAUAUUCCCGGGCCUGUUGAUUGUGAAUAAUUAGGAGAACCUGUUUUUCCUCCCUGUGAUGUUUUAUUUCUUGACACUGAAUGUGAGGAAAAUACAAUGACUUAGCAAAAGUAAUAAAGUCAGUACAAUCACUAAGUUUUCCUAUGUACACACUGUUCUACAGUAUAGACGACUUGCCAAUUGUUGUGGUUCCUCAGAGGGUGCUGUUCCAUCCCUAAAAUUCAAAUUAUAGCAACUGAUACCCCACCCCACCCCCACUCUGCUAUCUAUACAUAACCAAUCAGUGUUAUAAUGUUGGUGUGUUCUUUAUGACAUUUAGAUGUGAUUCAUUAUCAAGCCAUGUCAUAUAUUGGUAUGUAUGUAAACAUGAUAAUACAGCCUUUUUUCAUACAUGAGUAUAAAUAAAAUAGUAUUUUUUAAAGUA